CACAGUUGAUGCCUUUAAGUCGCUCUGAGAAGACUCUGCGAGGGGAACAAGAUGGCAUCCCGGCAGCUCUGCUCGAGGUUAAUGGGGUUGGCUGUGUUAUUGACUCUGCUGGCUCUUAAAGAUGUAUCCAGCGGCAGCAGCUUGAACAAGAUCUUAGGGAAGAGAGACGUGGCAGGUGUUGGUACCGCCCCCUCAAAGUCAUCCAUCGCCGUCCCCUCCUCCAAGGCUCAAGAGUUUCUGGCCAAAUUGAGCAGAACCAAGAGGAACAUUUGGGAUCGCAGCAGGCCAGACGUACAGCAGUGGAUUAUGCAGUUUAUGCACAUGGGGUACGACGAGCAGAGGCUGGAGGCCGACCUGUCAUACUGGAUGGACCAAGCUCGCUCCACUGACCAGGGGCGUCAGCAUCAGUAUGACGAAAACGCCCCCUUGGGCCCCCGAGACCACAGCUCUUACAGACAUGGAGCUAAUGUCAACUACGACUAUUAUUAACACCAGUCUGGUCCGGUCUGCUGGUUUGACACCUGCCGUGCAGCCGUCAUCAUCCGAGAGCUCCGACAGUAUAACCCCCGUCUCGAUGCUUUAUCUGGACCCUCACAUGUUAGGAAAUAAAAAUGGAAAUAACACACAGAG
Messenger RNA from Labrus mixtus (cuckoo wrasse), 630 nucleotides. It is a transcript of the gene ecrg4a, whose product is annotated as ECRG4 augurin precursor a. Bases 52 to 489 code for a protein of 145 amino acids. Lineage: Eukaryota; Metazoa; Chordata; Actinopteri; Labriformes; Labridae. Gene Ontology annotation, biological process: cellular senescence; G1 to G0 transition; regulation of cell population proliferation. The record is from RefSeq and is a predicted model, not a curated record. The transcript has 4 exons.